This is a messenger RNA of Triticum aestivum (bread wheat), 700 nucleotides long. RefSeq lists its product as uncharacterized. The record is from RefSeq and is a predicted model, not a curated record. Bases 156 to 392 code for a protein of 78 amino acids. The transcript has a single exon. Lineage: Eukaryota; Viridiplantae; Streptophyta; Magnoliopsida; Poales; Poaceae.
AGAAGUAUCCCGUGGAUCUCGCCAAAUCCCCAUUCCCCUCUCCUCUCCUCUCCUCUCCUUGCAGUGAGUCGUCUCUGCUCUCGCCUAGUCGCCUACCCGUCUCCCAUCCUCCCCACCCCUCUCACCGCCGAACCCUAGCGAGCAGAUCGCCGCCGAUGGAUCAGGGCUGGGCGAGCUGGUUCGGCGCCGGCGUCACCUCCGCCUUCUUCGCCUCCCUCGAGCGCUGCUCCUGCAUCAACCUCUCCACCGACGACGACGACGACGACGCCGACGACGCCCUCAUGCUCUCCGCCGCCGCCCCCUCCGACCAGCCCCAGCUCGACGCCGCCCCCGCCGUCGCCGCCGACAAGGAGGAGGGGCAGGAGCAGGGGCCUCCCCUCCCGCCCGUAUGACCCGCUCCCCACAUCCAUCCAUCGCUUGCGUACGCCUUACUCCUCGUCCCGUCUGAGUCCCGUCCGCGUCCUGUGCUCUAGAUCUGAUGAACUGCUGCUCCUGGCCGACUAAUAAAUCCUGCCGAUUUUGUUGCUGGCCAUGUUAAAUUAAUUGAAUUAGUAGUACUAUGCGUGUGUGUGUAUGCCAUGGAUUCCUGUUGUUGUGUUCAUGUGAAUAUCAUCAUGCCGUCGUGUGGUAAUUUCUUUCGUAGCGGAUCGAUGUGCCGGAUGGACGAUGGAUCAAUCUCUAUAUAUCAUCUGUUGUUGAA